AUGGUUUCCCUUUUCAAGAACCCUUCGAUCUUGUUCCUUCUCUGUCUUGUGCUGCACUCUUUGGGUUCUGCGAGUAAUUGUGUUUCAGGAUCGCAAUCUUUUAUUGGGGUUAACUACGGCACAUACGCCGACAACUUGCCGGCGCCAGCGCAGACGGCCAAGCUGCUGCAGUCGACCAGCAUUGGGAAGGUGAGGCUCUACGCCGCCGACCCGGCGAUCUUAAAGGCGUUGGCCGGCACCGGCAUCGGGGUUGUACUCGGCACCGGCAACGGUGACAUCCCCAAGCUUGCGUCCGACCCCAAAUUCGCCACCCAGUGGGUUGAAUCCAACGUUCUGGCUUAUUAUCCGGCCACCAAGAUCGUCGUCGUCACUAUCGGUAAUGAAGUUAUGACCUUCGGGGAUGCCGGUCUCAUUUCGCAGCUCUUGCCUGCCAUGCAGAACGUCCAAGACGCCCUCAAUGCAGCAUCGGUUGGACGGAAGAUCAAGGUGUCAACAGUGCACGCAAUGGCAGUGAUGGGUGCGUCUGAGCCACCCUCGGCGGGUGCAUUCAACUCUGAUGUCGCGGAUACCAUGAAAGCCUUACUGCAAUUCCACAAGAAAAACGGUUCGCCCUUCAUGAUCAACCCAUACCCUUUCUUUGCAUAUCAGGGUGAUCCCAACAGGCCUGGAAAUUUGGAGUUCUGUGUCUUUCAACCCAAUUCUGGACGAUAUGAUAACGGCACUGGCAUAACAUAUAUGAACAUGUUUGAUGCUCAGGUGGAUGCGGUUUAUUCUGCAUUGAAGGGGAUGGGUUUUAAGGAUGUAGAGAUUGUGGUUGCGGAGACUGGUUGGGCUCAUGAUGGGGGUGAUAAAGAAGCAGGCGCUAGCGUGGAGAAUGCGAAAGCGUAUAAUGGUAACUUGAUAAAACAUCUCCGAUCGAUGGUGGGUACGCCAUUGAUGCCUGGGAAAUCUGUUGAUACAUACAUCUUUGCUCUGUAUGAUGAGAAUAUGAAGCCCGGGGCAGGGUCAGAAAGGUCGUUUGGGCUCUUCAAGCCUGAUCUUUCCCCGAGCUAUGAUGUUGGCCUUACAAAGAGUGGUCAGACUCCGGUGGCACCCAAGGCUCCUGGGGCUGCUCCGGUGCCACGCAGGGCGCCUGGCGCCACUCCGGCGACACGCAAGUCUCCUUCGGCUGCUCCGGUGGCACACACCACUGCUCCCAAAGCUGCUCCGGGGACACGCAGGGCUCCCGGUGCUCCUCCGGUGACACGCGGGACUACUGCAGCAGCUCCGGGGGCACCCGGGGCUCUUGCCGGUAAUCCGGUGACAUCGAUGACACCCACAUCUGCGGGGAAUCCGGCCACUCCAGCCGGUCAAUCAGGAAGCGUUGGAAGUGGGACUGCAAAAUCUUGUAGGCCACCGCACUCGCUCCCACUUGUGAUAAUGGCUGCAUUCAUCCUGGUGAAGGCACAUAAGGAGGAAGGCAAAUUGCUAUAG
Ipomoea triloba (trilobed morning glory) is the source of this 1473-nucleotide messenger RNA. RefSeq names its product glucan endo-1,3-beta-D-glucosidase-like. Gene Ontology annotation, biological process: carbohydrate metabolic process. Gene Ontology annotation, molecular function: hydrolase activity, hydrolyzing O-glycosyl compounds. NCBI's taxonomy places the organism in Eukaryota, Viridiplantae, Streptophyta, Magnoliopsida, Solanales, Convolvulaceae. The record is from RefSeq and is a predicted model, not a curated record. The coding region runs from base 1 to 1473 and encodes 490 amino acids. The transcript is spliced from 6 exons. Gene Ontology annotation, cellular component: plasma membrane.